Molecule: messenger RNA, 5757 nt
Organism: Hippoglossus stenolepis (Pacific halibut)
Lineage: Eukaryota; Metazoa; Chordata; Actinopteri; Pleuronectiformes; Pleuronectidae
Gene: radil
Product: Ras association and DIL domains
Exons: 22
Coding region: 494-4153 (1219 amino acids)
Biological process (GO): signal transduction; neural crest cell migration; substrate adhesion-dependent cell spreading
Cellular component (GO): microtubule
Molecular function (GO): GTPase binding
Source: RefSeq, a predicted model, not a curated record
GGUGCGCCGAGGUGAAGCGGACGCGGGGAGCUCGGGUGUUUCCGUCGCGGCUCGGCUCUGAACCGCGGCGAACGGGGGGAAUGCGGCUCGGCGGACGGUCGCUGGCCACUCGGCGGAGAUGUGCGCACGGAGCGGGGAGCGCCCGGCGGCCGGCUGCGGUCCCAGUUAACCGGCUGUUUGUGGGGAUGAGGGCGGGAGGGAGCCCCGGUGGCUCGGAGCAGGGUUAGCGGGGGGGCGGGGGUGUUGUUUUGUUUUUUUUUACCCUCCCCGGGAAUUUUCUGCCUCUCGUCGGGGAGACGGAAUGCGAGAGGAGCCGAGGAGGAGUCCCCAGCUCCGGGGAGCCACGCACUGCAGGCAGCUGUGAGAGGUGACGGUGAAAUGAAAAGCAAAGCCUCUGACACUCAACUCUAAACCUUUAGAGCUGCUGCAGAUAGAGGUGACGACACGUGACUGCAUCAAGUUGUGAAGUGUGUGUGGAACCAACAGCAGCAUCAUGUUCUACGGUUCUUCCUCUGGGGCGAGUAUGUCCCUGCCGUCCAAGAGUCGCCUGAAGCGCCAGAGCAGGACCUUCACUCAGGUCCUGUACCGUACUCUGAGCUACAGAGACCGUGUUCCAGCAGAAACUGGAACAAACACCCGAGGGGACCGGCGCUCCACGACCGAACCCCCAGAGCGACCAGCGGACGACCCGGCUGAACUCUCCACGCAGAGCUCGGCCCCCGGGGUGCUGAAGAUUUUUGGAGAUGAAAUUUGUGCCGGUGCCAACUACAAGAGCGUCCUGGCCACGCCACGCUCCAGUGCACAUGAACUGGUCAAAGAGGCACUCGAACGUUACUCGCUCAACAAGGAUGCUGCCCACACGUACGUCCUGUGCGAUGUGAUCGGACAUUUGGAGGGGGGAAGUGAGAUAGAGGGAAGUGUGAUAGGGGGAAGUGUGAUAGGGGGAGGCGGGAUAGGGGGAGGCGGGUGGCGGACUGAGUGCUUGCGUGCACUGGGAGACAAUGAAAAGCCGCUGUUGCUCCAAGAGCUGUGGAAGCCCAGAGAAGGACACGCUCGCAGAUUCGAGCUGCGCCGGAGAGCAGAGGUGGAGGAGCUCAACGCCAAGGAGAAGGACACCAUCACUGCUGGCUCCAAAACCCCCCAAUUCCUGGCGGCUCUAAUGGGUCGGUCCGGACUUGGCAAACACAGGAGCUCCCCCCUACGGUGUGGUCGAGUGGUACAAUCCAGCUCUAAAGACAUCAACGCCCAGGCUCGUAAGCUCCAGAGGAACAGGGCGAAGGGGACGCUGACACUGCCCCGAUCCAGCAACUCAUCCCUCUGCCGCAGCCUCAGUGAAACCAGCCUCAACCAGCUGGGAGUCGGAGAUGAGCCCAAACGUUAUUACUCUACUCUGCCUGGGCCCUUAAGAGCCCGAGAACGUGAGGUGGCCUCCAGUGGCCGGAGGAAAGAGGAGGGGAGUCAGGGAGGAGGAGGGGGGGUGAGGCACUCUCUCUACCAGUCGCCACAUCUGCUCCUGCUGCAGGGAUACAAUCGCCAGGACUGUCUGGUUUACCUGCUGAACAGAGAGCAGCACACAGUCGGCCAGGAGACUCCAUCAGCUCGCCCCAACAUCUGCCUGUUCUCUCCUGACAUCCUGCCUCUCCACUGCCGCUUGCGCAGAGUCCCCGCACCCCGUCGCCAUGCCAACAACAACAAGGGGGAUGAGUUGGCGGAGAACCAACGCUCCUGUGUUGCUGUUGAGCCUGUCCUCCACGCCACCGUUCUGGUGAACUUUUCCCGCUGCGAGCGUUCCACGACGCUGCGACACGGUGACCUCCUCUCAUUUGGAUCGCAUUACAUCUUCUUGUACAAGGACCCUACGGGCGCUAAGCCUCUGCCUGCUCAGACCUUGGCACGCCUUCGCACCCUGGGACAGCUUUACGAUGCAGGCAUGGAGGAAGCAGAGGGCGGUGCCCAGACUUGUAAGAUGUGUGGUUCUGUGCUGAAGGACAGAGCAGCGAAUGUGUUGAGCGCUCCGGCGGUCCGACGCAGCUUCAAACCUCACCUGGUGAAACCCCGCAGCGUGGGGACAACAGCAGGAGGUCCCCUUAGUGUGUCAGGAGUGGAAGGAGGCGGAGGAGGAGGAGGAGGUCAGAAAAGGAGGCUACAACUGGAGUUUGACCAGGGUCAUGAAGACCAGCUGUUGAGCAGAAUUGUGGGUCUCAUUGAACCUGGAGGAGACGACCACAAGCUGACGCCAGCCUACCUGCUGUGUCUGUGCAUACAGCACUCUGCCUCGACCUUCCCUCCUGGGAGCUUUGGAAAACUGCUGCUCAAGAUCGUCCGGCGAAUCCAGACCAUCGCAUGGGAGAAGACAAAGGAGCUGGCUCAGAAGCAAGCUCAGCACCAGGACCCGGCCUCACUGUCUCUGCUCAGUAUCUCAGACCUGAUCCCAGACCUGCAGAUCAUCUUCUUCUGGAUGUCCAACUCCAUCGAGAUCCUCUAUUUUAUACAGCAAAGAGCUCCAGCGUACACACACAGCAUCGAGACACUGCAAGGGUCGAAGGAGUCCCUGCUAUCUGCGACGAUAUCAGCCAAUGAGGAGGCAAUGACCAUCCUGGAAGAAGUGAUCAUGUACACUUUCCAGCAAUGUGUCUACUAUAUCACCAAGGCUCUUUAUGUAGUGUUGCCAGGUUUGUUAGACUGUAAUCCAUUCCCGGUCGACAGCUCUGAGCCGUGCUGGAAAGGAGGUGUAGGGUUUCCUGAACCUAUACGCAGGGUCCUGCAGGUGUUACAGAAUGCCCAGGAGCUUUUGCAUGGUUAUGAGGUCCACCCGGAGAUCCAGGCUCAGAUGUUUGCUUACCUCUUCUUCUUCUCCAACGUGUCUCUGUUUAACCAGCUAAUGGACAAAGGUCCCUCCCGGGGUUGGUUCCAGCGCUCCAAGGUGCUGCAGAUCCAGGCGUGUUUGCGAAUGGUCAUGGAGUGGGCGAGCAGAUCCAGUCUGGGACAUCUGGCCGACAAAUUCUUCACCAAACUCACCAGCACGGUGUCCAUACUGGCCACAUCCCCACAACAGCUCAAACAGCUGAGUUGGAGAGCGUUGUCCAGUGAGCAUCCGUCUCUGAAACCAGUGCAGCUGCACAGGAUUCUCACCCAGUACCAGCUCACAGCAGAGAUCGGCCCCGUCCCAAUCUGGCAGCCCAGCAGUGAGGACGAGGCCUACAUUUACAGAACAGUGGACCUCCUGGAGAGCUUUGAGAACCACCCUCCCAUCGUGUUGCCCAGCGCCGGGUUCCGAGUGGACUUGGACAGCGAGUGUGUGGAAGACAGCAUCUACAGGCAGCUGCUCUACAUCCGCCACUACCUGUGGGGGCUACGCACCAAGACGCAGCCGCACGCCAACGCCCCGAGCGUGCACACGCACUCAAACGGAACCAACACGGCCGACUGGCCCGACGUCCAGAGGGAGCUGCUGCCUCCCACCCACAACAGUCCCCGCUCCGGAGCUCCCGGGGACGAGGCGGAGACAGGGGAGGAGAGAGGACGGGACAGACCCCCGGGCCAGACACACACACACAGCCUCAGGAGGAACGGGACCAUUCACCACCCACGGCCUGCAAAUCCCGACCCGUCCUGCCUCCUGACCCCUCCCAACACCCCGCUGUACCCCGACGGAGGCGGGGGAGGGGUCCUCGGGCCGAUCAUAGGCCCCAACACUCAGACUAACGGCUGCGGCGGCAGAACGGCGGCAGAAUGCAAGAAGACCAACGGGCUCAUCACCAACGGACUGGAGGGGUGUAUAAGUGGGUGUGAGUUUCCUUUCCCUGUAUCCUCCCCUGGCGUCCCUCCCCUCCCUGAUGACUUGUGUGUGGUGUUUGUAGUGGAACUGGACAAGGGACCGUACGGACUGGGCAUGGGACUCAUAGACGGCCUGCACACUCCUCUCAACGCUCCAGGCAUUUACAUCCGGACCCUGAUCCCCGACGGGCCGGCUGCCUCCGACGGCCGCCUGAGGAUCGGGGACCGCAUCCUGGCUGUGAACGGGACCAGCCUGAUCGGAGCAGACUACCAGAGCGCGGUGGAUCUGAUUCGUCUGGGGGGAGGUCGACUGCGCUUCCUGGUCGCCAAGUCUGACCCCGAGGUUUCGGAUAAGAUCAGUGCCUCCUCCUGCUGACCGCCUCCACGGCGCAGCCAAGAAACGCACACAGUCCACAGGUAGGACGGUGAGGGGUGCAGAUGUGUGUGUGCUGAUGAACAGGAAACACACAAACGAACCCGGGAUGCGUAACACUACGCCGCAUGAAAUAUGGAUGCAAGCUGCAGCUGCCAGACCUGCCCCCCCCCCCACCACGCUGACUCCUCCUCUGUAACCCACGGCGACAUCCCACCAGCGUGCUGCGAGGUGGGCGGGGUCUAACGAGCCAGUCAGAAGUCUGACGUGGUUUCAAAGCACAGUAGAUUGAUGGGUUUUUAAAGUUCUCAUCAGUCGGAGCAUGUGUGCACACUGGACUUCUUCCCCCCGCCUGUAUUUUAGAAUAAUUUGUAUUAGCGAUGCAGGCAUUAAUUAGCAUGAUGAACCCAGCUCUCGGGACAAAGAGCGUCUGAUGGACAUGAACUGAAAAACAUGGAGACGACCUCGAUGUCUUACACGGAAUGUUUAAUAUACCUUUUUGCUGGUGAAGCCUCCCAAACAUGAUCCCUGAAUGCUCCACAGACUCAAACCAUCGUGUACGAAUGUCGACUCUCGCUGGAGAAGUGGACGAGGAGGCAAAACUCUCGAGUGUGAAGACGACCGACGCAGCUCCCCUCUCUCACAUUUAACCCCAUCGGUGAACUUGUAAGGAUGAUCUCCGGGGGGCGUCGUUUAUUAAUCACUGGAUCGUCGAGGCGUCACAGUUUCACUCCAGAGUCUCUGAUGCACAACCCCUCUGUGUAUAAACCCUCAUUUUACUGUGGAUAUAUGCUGCUGUAUGUGUCUGGUUCUGAGAGGUGUAAAUAACUGUUUGUACAUAUUUAACACUUCCAUGGACAAAAGAGAAACUGCAUUUGGGAAAGUUUUUUUUUUUUUGGGAAACAGUAUUAAGAAACAGUAUUAACUGGAAAGAGAGAAACAGAAAAUGGGUUGUGUACUUUUUUCAAAUAUUUAAUUCUCAACCAUGUUAAUUUAUUUUGAUUCCAAUUAAUAGAAGUAUGGGUUGUGUGCUGUAGAACUGCAAACUCCUGUUUACACAGGUCGGUAAAGGUCACUACACGAACACUUCAAGAAAACAAUCUUAAUUCUAGUGAUGAACAGCAGAUUUCAGUCAAAUUAACCCGAAGUUUCAAGGUGUCCGUCAGUGAGUUUUUAACAAUUAAAUCCUUUUUUUCAUAUAAAAUAGAUCCAAUAAAGACAAAAUAAUUCCCAGAACCAGGAGAUUCAAUUUGAUUCACAGUGUAAACAAAGAAAAGUGAAGAAAUCUCGACAUUAACACUGAACAUUUGCCAUUUUUACUCGACUUGACUGAUUCAUUGAUUAGUUACUAAUUUCAGCCCUAAAGUUGACAUUAUUUUUGGGGUGUUGUUAUUGUUGCACUGUCUUUUUUUAAACAUGUUUUAAUUACUAAAUUAUUUCACACAUGUAAAAAAAAAAACAAUUGUUUCUUCUCUUCCAUCAGUUUUGUUUCAAUCUAAAUCUUUGGAUUUUGUUCCAUUUUCAAGGUUUGACCUCCCGUGUGUUUAUUCUUCUCUGGUCGUUAUUUAUACUGGUUAAUGAUGGUACUUAAUAAUAAAGACUGUUUA